Molecule: messenger RNA, 1052 nt
Organism: Amphiprion ocellaris (clown anemonefish)
Lineage: Eukaryota; Metazoa; Chordata; Actinopteri; Pomacentridae
Gene: pin4
Product: protein (peptidylprolyl cis/trans isomerase) NIMA-interacting, 4 (parvulin)
Exons: 4
Coding region: 100-486 (128 amino acids)
Biological process (GO): rRNA processing
Molecular function (GO): peptidyl-prolyl cis-trans isomerase activity; DNA binding
Source: RefSeq, a predicted model, not a curated record
CCUUAUUGCGCAUGUCUGUCACAAUAUUAGCAUGAACGCAUGCUAGUACAGGUCUUCCUUUCUCAGUAUUACUUAAAAUUUAGUUUACGCUAAACAAAAAUGCCGCCGAAGGGAAAAGGUGGCAAAGGUGGUAAAGGAGGAGGUGCUUCAGGAGGUGCAGACGCUGACAAGAAAGAAAAAGCCCCAAAGGGAGGAACCUCUGUGAAGGUUCGGCAUAUCCUCUGUGAAAAACACGGAAAAUGCAUGGAGGCGAUGGAGAAACUGAAGUCUGGAGUCCGUUUCAGCGAAGUAGCAACACAAUACAGUGAAGACAAAGCUAGACAAGGAGGUGACCUGGGAUGGAUGACACGGGGAUCGAUGGUUGGACCUUUUCAGGAAGCAGCAUUUGCGCUGCCUAUCAGUUCUAUGGAUAAACCUGUCUACACGGACCCUCCUGUUAAGACAAAGUUUGGGUACCACAUCAUUAUGGUAGAGGGGAAAAAGUAACGGGGCAGCUCAGUGUGUAAAACUGGGACAUAGAAACUUUUCACUGUGCUAUGUUGUAAAGCUUCUAAUUUCCUAAUUGUGAAAUGCUUAAAAACAAGAAAAUGAAGUGAAAUGCAAUUGUUCUGACAGAUGGUCCACUUUGCGUUGCAAAAUAAUUUCUUAAAGUCAAGCUUUAGUUCAGUAUUCACUCUGUACUAGAUUUAGAUUUCAAAAAUCUGACUUUCACUGUUGAAUUACUCCAUUUGGACAAUAACAUAUGCACUGUAUCUGAACACAGUGAAGACAGCAUGAUAUGGUGACACCAUUGGGAUGACAUUUUAAACCUUGGAACAGACACAUAUCCGUAACUGCAGCCAAAUUGUAUUGUUUCAAAAUUACGAUUUCAGUUCAAACCUUCAGCUCUACUGUCAGGUCCAUCUUUGUGAAAUGUACACUGCCAUACUGAUAAUUUAACUGGAGUUAAUAAUCUUUAAAAUUUCACUUUUGCAUUCACAGAAUUUACAUUUUCAGUUUAAUGAAGAUUGUGGAAAUCAAUUUAAUGGUCAAAUAAAUUCAUUCUCCAUGUA